Messenger RNA from Ailuropoda melanoleuca (giant panda), 684 nucleotides. RefSeq lists its product as uncharacterized. The transcript is spliced from 2 exons. NCBI's taxonomy places the organism in Eukaryota, Metazoa, Chordata, Mammalia, Carnivora, Ursidae. The coding region runs from base 16 to 678 and encodes 220 amino acids. The record is from RefSeq and is a predicted model, not a curated record.
GAGGGCGCCUCCGGCAUGCCGGGCCCCGCGCCUCUUCCCGGGGAAGGGGCGGCGUGCGGGGGCUGGCGACCCCCGAGGAGGCGGCUGAGCGAUCGUCCCCGUGGGCCCCGCGGGCCCCGCGGUCCUCCAGCUGCAGACCCGGGCCUGUUGUGCGGGCGCGCGCGCGGGGGGCGGCUCCGGCCUUCCCGGCCCCGGGGGACGAGGGCACGCGCUGCGACAGGACUGCGGCGGCGCGCGGCCUGCCUGGUCCCCACCCGGGGACCGAAGCUUCGGAUCCCGGGCCCACCUCCCACCUCCCGCUCGGGACCCGGGGCCGCUAAGCAGGUGUCGAUGAGCGGGCCAGCGGACGCGCCCCCGGGGCAAGCAGUCGGGCUGGCAGGCUACCCACGAGGUGCGAGUUGUCUCGGGCUUGGCGGCAGCCUCCUCCCUCAGUGCCUGGCUGAUCACUACCACAGGAUACCUGGAAUUGCUCGGCAGCUGCCUCUCAGGUCAGAAAAGACCGGGGAAGAAACGGUCUCGUCGGAUUCCCUGUCUGGUCCCUGGGUGGUGAGGGGCGUUGUCAGGAUGUGCUCUGUGCAGGUGGGUGGGGCCAGAGCGGACAAACUGCCUCUGCACACUCCCAGCCAUGCAGACGUGAAGGGAGCCGGGUCCCACGCGGGGCCUGGCCGCCAGCCCUAGCCCCCU